AUGAGGAAGAAGAAGAAGGAGGAGCUGCCAAAGGAGAAGGAGAAAACGAAGAAUGAAAUGCUGCUGCCACCGCUGCUGCAGCCGGAGAAGAAGAAGGACCAGAGGAAAAUUAAAGAAGAGGACAAGAAGACGCCGCUGCUCCCAGAGAAGGAGGAGGAGGAGAAAAGGUGCUGCACCGAUGCUGGAGACUUUGCUGCCGCUGCUGCACCGCCGAUGUUGCCAGAGAACAAAGAAGAGGACAAGAAGACACCAUUACCGUUAGAGAAAGAGGGGGAGGAGGAGAAAAGCUGCCAUGCCGCUGCCGCACUGCCGACGUUGUUGUUGCCGUCGCUGUCGAAGGAGAAGAAAAAGGAAGGAAAGAGGAGGAGGAAGAAGGAAGGAAGGAAGGAAGUAGGAAGAAAGGAGGAAGAAGGAAUGAAGGAGGAGGAGGAAGGAAGAACGGGAGGGGGAAGGGUUCCGGCCGCUGGGGGGUGA
This is a messenger RNA of Andrographis paniculata, 474 nucleotides long. RefSeq lists its product as uncharacterized. The transcript has 2 exons. The record is from RefSeq and is a predicted model, not a curated record. Lineage: Eukaryota; Viridiplantae; Streptophyta; Magnoliopsida; Lamiales; Acanthaceae. The coding region runs from base 1 to 474 and encodes 157 amino acids.